Molecule: messenger RNA, 2714 nt
Organism: Prosopis cineraria
Lineage: Eukaryota; Viridiplantae; Streptophyta; Magnoliopsida; Fabales; Fabaceae
Product: two-component response regulator-like APRR1
Exons: 7
Coding region: 553-2247 (564 amino acids)
Biological process (GO): cytokinin-activated signaling pathway; phosphorelay signal transduction system
Molecular function (GO): protein binding
Source: RefSeq, a predicted model, not a curated record
UUGCACUUUUCUCUCUCUCUUCUUCUGGCCUUUCCACGUCAUCAUUCUCGCUAUCCUACUCCGCGCGUUCACAGCGCCUCCCCCAAGCCUAUCUCCAUCCUUUGCUUUCAUCCUUCCCCUUUUCCGGCGCACGUUAGUCUUCACCAGCAUCCCAUUUAGUCUUUGUUAGUUGCAAUUUUUAACAAGCCAAAAGCUCAAAGCUUGAAUUGGUUCUCUUCCACUCAUUCCCGUUUUCUGCUUGUGUCGCCGGCCGGGGGCGGAAAAAGAUCGAAGAUUUUUAGCUCUGCUAAUUUGCGCUGUUCCUUGUUAUCCAAAUCCGGAUGGUUGAUUCAUCGGGACCAGUCUGUGUUAUUAUCUUGCCCGUUAGCACUUCGGUGUCAAAUAGUGAAUUUCUACAUCUCGUGGCCGAACGUUAAUGGGGAACGGUUGAAAAGAACAUCUAAGCCUAGGAGGCUUCGUUUCGCCGUGGGGUUUUAUGUUUUGAAUUCUCCUGGUUGAUGGGUUCUGAGGCUUGCUUUGAGAGUUUUCGGUGAUUACUUAUUAGUUUGUGUUAUGGAGACUGAAGAAAUUAAUUUGAACAAAGAAUCUAUUGUUGGUGCUGGAAAUAAUAGCAAGAAUGGUGAUGGAUUCAUUGAUAGAAGCAAAGUUAGGAUUUUGUUAUGUGACAACGAUGCCAAGAGUUCGGAAGAAGUGUUUACGCUUCUCUUGAAGUGCUCAUAUCAGGUUACUUCCGUAAGGUCUGCAAGACAGGUCAUUGAUGCAUUGAACGCAGAGGGGCAAGAUAUUGACAUCAUACUCGCUGAAGUUGAUCUCCCUAUGAAGAAGGGUUUGAAGAUGUUGAAGUAUAUUGCACGAGACAAGGAACUGUGCCGAAUCCCUGUUAUAAUGAUGUCGGCACAAGAUGAGGUAUCCGUCGUUGUUAAGUGCCUAAAACUCGGAGCAGCAGACUAUCUAGUAAAGCCUUUACGGACUAAUGAACUAUUAAAUUUGUGGACACACAUGUGGAGAAGGAGGCGCAUGCUUGGACUUGUAGAGAAGAACAUCUUGAACUAUGACUUCGACCUGGUUGUAUCAGAUCCUAGUGACGCUAAUACAAACAGUACCACCCUGUUCUCAGAUGAUACAGAUGACAAGUCCAAGAGAAGCACUAAUCCUGAGAUAGGAAUGCCUAUCCAACAGGAACAUGAGUCAAUUGUAGCUGUUGCCUCUGCUGCUGCAGUUGUUGAGGGGCCUCCAAAUGCUCAAGCAUCAGAAUAUCGUCCUGAAGUGCCUGGAAUCAGUGAUCGCCGAACUGGACAUUUUUCAGUUGGUCCCAAGAGGAGUGAACUUAAGAUUGGGGAGUCAUCAGCCUUCUUCACUUAUGUCAAAGCAGCCACAAUGAAGAGUAACUUCCAACCAGUUAUUCAUGUUGACCAUAAUGCUGCUACACAUUUGAGCAUGGAAGAUGCACAUCAAGCUUGCACUCAACAGGGGGUUAAUGAUCUUCAAAUACAUGAAAAUGGAGAGACAUGUGAAGGCCAUUCACAGGAUGACUUACCCAGCAGUAAUAGCAUCCCAGAUUCUUUCUCCAUUGAAAGGUCUUCUACUCCUCCUGCGUCAAUGGAAAAUUCACAUCAAAAACACUUAAUGGAAGAAUCUUUACCUCAGGGCAUGAUCCAUCCAAGAAAUGGAACUCAUAAUUCUGAACUUGAAGUAUCUGGCAUGCCUGGCCAACAUCAUUAUCCAUAUUAUAUUUCAGGGGUUGUUAAUCCCAUAAUGAUGCCGUCAUCAGCACAAUUGUACCAAAAGAAUCUCCAGGACCUGCAAGCCCAUGCUGGUCCAGCUAUCAUUGCACAAUACAAUCAUCUUUCGCAAUGCCCUCCUCAUACAACUGGGAUGACGUCCUUCCCAUAUUACCCAAUGGGUAUAUGCUUACAACCUGGACAGGUGUCUACUGUUCAUUCAUGGCCAUCAUUUGGUAGUUCAACUUCAUCUGAAGUCAAAAUAAGUAAAGUUGAUAGAAGAGAAGCGGCAUUGAUGAAGUUUAGACAGAAAAGGAAAGAACGCUGCUUUGAUAAGAAAAUUAGGUACGUCAAUAGGAAACGACUUGCUGAAAGACGGCCACGGGUAAGAGGACAGUUUGUCAGAAAGUUGAAUGGUGUAAAUGUUGAUCUUAAUGGCCAACCCGCUUCCACUGACUAUGAUGAGGAUGAUGAAGAAGAUGAAGAGGAUCAUGCAGCGCGAGAUUCCUCGCCUGAUGAUGCGUGAGAAUGUCCGUAUGCUGCUUUGCGGGAGGAUCUAGUAUUUGGUUCCAGCAUGGAGUCAGUCACGGACCUGCCUUUUUUCCAUGCUUGAUGAAGACUUGCCUCAGCAUGAUGAUCAUGGGCAUACAUGUGUUAGUGACGCUUAUCCAAUUUGCGGCCCCCAUCAUCUGAAGCCCAGACAAAUUCUUGCUUGGUACUAACUCAAAAUGCGUCCUACUUGAGCUCUUCGUUGUGCGGAAUGUGGUUGAAAAUAUCGUGUUUGUGUUUAAUUGAAACUAUUAGAAGCUGUUGGUGCUUACUUAUGUUUAUGGAGAAAUGUAUGAUACAUAAAGAAUUUUCCGAGAAAUUAGUUUUGUUGUCCAAGAAUUUACUGUCGAGAAGAAAUUUAACAGCUAUCCGAAGUCUUUUGGCUUCCCCUUCCUUGAUGUCUCCUUGUGAAGUAUCUUAUGAAGUAAACUUGGAAUGGUGAAA